UCGAGAGCCAUCCUGGAGGCAUGUCUGCCCCUUCACGGGCUUGGAGGCUGCGCUUGAACCGCCACUGGCCGUUUGUGUGCGAUCCAAUUACUGUUAGCAUGACGUACGUUUUCAUCGUAGCAAGACUCUCCCGAACAGAAUUCAAGAGGCGGCAUCUUCGCGGUGGUCCGGAAAGCGUGGUGCGUGUUGGGUGAGACGGAAGGAGAGCUGAGAGAGGCAGGUGUGAGGGGACGAAGCUGGUUCUUAUACUUGCGCUAGGGUUUUGAGGGCGCAGUCAUCGGUCAGGACUCCACCAUCCACUUAACCAUGCUCAGCGGCAUGAAGCUGUCAUCCUCCGUCUUAAUCUUGAGGAUGCCACAUGAUUGGAGUACGACCAGUGUACAUGCACUCCCGACUCAUCCUCUGAUAUUCUUCUGGGUGACCGCACCUAUCUCGCAUUGCAGGAUAGGCAUCAAUGCAGUCUAGAGUAUCGACCUUUCAGUCUAGUUUGAUGACUUUGUGGUCGGACUGCGGUCAUGACAGAUGAAAGUUCUUCCGGCAGUGCUGAUGAUCUGAGGUGUUUUCGAUUUGUAUGUUGUUGGGUUGAUGUAUCUACAAAAAUGGUGCAGGA
Molecule: messenger RNA, 610 nt
Organism: Mytilinidion resinicola
Lineage: Eukaryota; Fungi; Ascomycota; Dothideomycetes; Mytilinidiales; Mytilinidiaceae
Exons: 1
Coding region: 21-194 (57 amino acids)
Source: RefSeq, a predicted model, not a curated record